AAAAGCUUCAUUUACUGGGUCUGCACCAGAUUUUCGUAUCUUUUUUUGUUUCGUCUGUCUACUGAUUUCUUCAUCCUUUUCUCUUUCUCUUCACCAGGAUAGAACUGUUUCACUAUUAUAUUACCAUUCAAGUACAAAGCUCUCGUCCCAUACUUCUACGAGACUGAUAUUCCAUGGCGGGUAUGUGCUGUGAGGUGAAUAUUGGUGAGACAGAGACGACUGUACCUGGAGACCGGAGUUCAAAAUCCGGUAGGAGGAAAACGGAAAUUCACCAGUUAAAGUUUCUACGCACCGAUUCCUCGGCGGAUCCGCCGCUAGAGAACGUUAAAAAUAAAAGGCAGAAGAUAAAGGUAACUGUCCCCGUUUCACCUCCUUGUGAGUGCAUAAACGCAAUUCAGAAUCUCCAAGUAAAGGAGAAACAGCUUGAAACCGUAACUGAGCUCAAUCGGGUUCUGGAGUGGCCAAAAUUCGGCGUGACGUCGGUUUGUGGAAGAAGAAGAGAGAUGGAAGAUGCAGUGGCAAUUCACCCUUGUUUCUGUGGCAAAAUCAAUGAUAUCUCAACUGGAUUACAUUUCUUUGGAGUAUAUGAUGGCCAUGGCUGCUCACAUGUGGCGACCAAGUGCAAAGAACGAAUGCAUGAAAUAGUGAAAGACGAGCUCAAAAGUGGGGAGGAUCCUUCAUGGAACGAAAUUAUGUUCAAGAGUUUUAUAAAAAUGGACAAGGAGGUAACAGAAUGGUCUACUAAUGGAGCUCCCACCUCUACUUGCAGAUGUGAGCUUCAAACUCCUCAUUGUGAUGCCGUUGGAUCCACAGCCGUUGUGGCGGCGGUAACGCCUGACAAAAUUAUCGUUUCUAAUUGCGGUGAUUCUCGCGCCGUCCUUUGCAGGAACGGUGUUGCAAUUCCCCUUUCAACCGAUCAUAAGCCUGAUCGACCCGAUGAGCUUGAUCGAAUUAACCAAGCUGGUGGCCGGGUCAUUUUCUGGGAUGGGCCUAGAGUUCUUGGUGUAUUGGCGAUGUCUCGAGCGAUCGGAGAUAACUAUUUGAAGCCAUAUGUGAUCCCGGAGCCGGACGUGACUAUAACAGAGAGGACAGCGGACGAUGAAUGUUUGAUCUUGGCUAGUGAUGGGCUGUGGGAUGUGGUUACGAAUGAGGUGGCGUGUGGAGUGGCGCGUAUGUGUCUUCGGUCCCGGAAGCCUUCAUACCCAUCGCAAUCUCCAGGCAAUGAAACAACAGUGACCGCUGCUGGUGAGAGCUCCGACAAGGCAUGUUCAGACGCGUCAAUUCUUUUGACUAAGUUGGCCUUGGCCCGUCAUAGCAGCGAUAACGUUAGUGUUGUCGUGGUUGAUUUGAGGAAGGAACUAUAGAGAUUUACCCAUUUUUACGUUUGACACGAAUGUGGUAGUUACGGAAUUUCUCCGGCUUCCUUGAAGAAGGAAAGAAUGAAAAUGAAGAAAAAAAUUCUAAAAAUAUGAACUUUAUGUAAUAAUUUUCUGUGUAAUCUCGAUUCACAUUUUGUGGAUGUUAACUCCAAUGAAGAAUUGUGCAUUUCGAUCCAGCAA
Olea europaea var. sylvestris is the source of this 1559-nucleotide messenger RNA. Its product is annotated as protein phosphatase 2C 37-like. NCBI's taxonomy places the organism in Eukaryota, Viridiplantae, Streptophyta, Magnoliopsida, Lamiales, Oleaceae. Bases 174 to 1364 code for a protein of 396 amino acids. Gene Ontology annotation, molecular function: protein serine/threonine phosphatase activity; cation binding. The transcript has 2 exons. The record is from RefSeq and is a predicted model, not a curated record. Gene Ontology annotation, biological process: protein dephosphorylation. Gene Ontology annotation, cellular component: cytosol; nucleus.